Messenger RNA from Nematocida major, 552 nucleotides. RefSeq lists its product as uncharacterized. The coding region runs from base 1 to 552 and encodes 183 amino acids. NCBI's taxonomy places the organism in Eukaryota, Fungi, Microsporidia. The record is from RefSeq and is a predicted model, not a curated record. The transcript has a single exon.
AUGGGAAAAAACUCGCACGCUUUUCAAGAAGCCUGCAGAUUGCACUACACAGAAGACAGGCAGCAAAAAAACGUGUGUGCCAGCCACAUGCUGGGAGUCUGUCCCAGGCACGAGCUGAAAAUGGGCCUUGGCAGGACGUGCAGGAAAGAGCACCCUGCCGACCUCUCCGGACACGCCUUCAGCCAGGCCCUCUGCAGAAGCGGCGCGUGCGCAUUCCAGAGCAGGCGGACUCUUUCCGACAUGGACAGGCUGAAAAGCGAGAUAAAAGAGGUUUUUGCACGGACUAAGCCAGCCCGCCCUGAAAGAGAAAGCGUGCAUUUUCUGAGGGCGCUCACAAUUUUCGAGCUCUGUGGAAGCCCGCUUGCUGACGCCGUGCGCCCAAAAAAGCAAAAAUGCAAAGAGUGCCCGCACUACGUUUCCAGCGAAGCAGAGAGAAGAAAAGUGCACGCUGCAGGGCGGGUGCACAGGGCAUACGAGAAAAUGCACGCGUUUAUAGAAAGAUACUAUGCAGGGUGCGGGUUUUGCCAGAAAGCAGGAAAAGUCCCUGAGUAA